Dreissena polymorpha is the source of this 6540-nucleotide messenger RNA. Its product is annotated as unconventional myosin-Ib-like. The record is from RefSeq and is a predicted model, not a curated record. Gene Ontology annotation, biological process: actin filament organization; vesicle transport along actin filament. Gene Ontology annotation, cellular component: microvillus; vesicle; cytoplasm. Lineage: Eukaryota; Metazoa; Mollusca; Bivalvia; Myida; Dreissenidae. Gene Ontology annotation, molecular function: microfilament motor activity; actin filament binding; ATP binding. The transcript is spliced from 31 exons. The coding region runs from base 88 to 3438 and encodes 1116 amino acids.
AUCACACCAUCCCCCUGUGACGUGUAAUUUGCAGAUAAUGGCCGCCGCCUAAUAUAACAGUCUAGGAAAUCAUCUAAGAACCCAGUGAUGGCAUUACACCAGGGUGCGUUGGCUAUAUUCGAGAACAAUGUUGGUGUCAGCGAUGCCGUACUGCUUGACCCCGUAACCGAGGACGCCUUCAUAGACAACAUACAGGAACGCUUCAAACAUGACCAAAUAUAUACAUACAUAGGGACAGUGGUGGUGUCUGUGAAUCCCUACCAGAAGCUGCCUCUCUACAGACCAGACAUCAUAGAAGAGUAUCGCAGUAGAAACAUCUACGAGUUACCACCACACAUCUAUGCCAUCUCAGAUGAGGCCUACAGAUCAAUGCGAGACCGGGAUCUGGACCAGUGUAUUAUUAUUUCCGGGGAGAGUGGCUCUGGAAAAACAGAGGCCAGUAAGGUGAUUAUGCAGUAUGUUGCUGAGGUAUCUGGCAAGGGUCGAGACAUCGACAGGGUUAAAGAACAGCUGCUGCAGUCUAACCCAGUCCUUGAAGCAUUUGGAAAUGCAAAGACGCUUCGAAACGAUAACUCAUCCAGAUUUGGCAAAUAUAUGGACAUAGAGUUUGACUUCAAAGGUGAUCCCAUAGGAGGAGUGAUUACAAACUAUCUGCUGGAGAAGUCCCGCGUGGCCAGCCAGUCCAAGGGGGAGAGGAACUUCCACAUCUUCUACCAGCUUCUUGCAGGGGGAGAUAAAACCUUACUAGACUCCCUAAAGCUGACAGGCCAGCCAGAGGACUAUGGAUUCCUUAACAAGAGCGGCUGUAUCCGCGUGCCCACUGUCGACGAUGCCGACAAUUUCAACCAGGUCAAGACCGGUAUGGAGGUGAUAGGCUUCACAUCUUCAGAAAUCACAGACGUUCUACAACUGGUCGCAAGCAUUCUCAAGCUAGGGAACAUCCGCUUUGAUCACCGUGGCAACGCUGAUGGAACCGACGGCUGCACCAUUGCCAACAUGGCUGAUCUGGGCGAGGUGUGUGAGUUGUUGGGCUGUGUGGGAACCAAUCUGAAGGAAGCUCUCACCCAGAGAACGGUGGAGGCAAAACGGGACAAGGUCAAGACGGACUUCAGUGUGUCUGGGGCUGUGUAUGCGCGGGACGCACUCUGUAAGGCCAUCUACAGUCGCCUGUUCUCCUGGCUGGUCCAGCGUAUUAAUGAUAGUAUCAAGGUCAGGAGGGGAGGCCUGGCAGUCAAGACAAAAGUCAUGGGGGUGCUGGACAUUUACGGCUUUGAAGUGUUCCAGAACAAUGCAUUUGAACAGUUCAUCAUAAACUACUGUAAUGAGAAGCUGCAGCAGAUCUUCAUCGAGCUCACCCUGAAGGAGGAGCAAGAAGAGUAUGUAAGGGAGGGUAUAGAAUGGAUUCACGUGGAUUAUUUCAACAAUGCAGUCAUCUGUGAACUCAUAGAGAAGAGCAACGUGGGCAUACUGGCUCUACUGGACGAGCAAUGCCUGUUGCCCGGCAACGUGACUGACAGGACGUUCCUGGAAAAGCUGAACCAGAAGUGCUCAAACCACCCACACUACGAGAGUCGUAGUCUGAAAAAGAAUCAGAGUGACCGCACGCUGCCCCACGAUACAUUUAGGCUCAAACACUAUGCUGGAAAUGUGACCUACCAAGUUGAGGGAUUCAUUGACAAGAACAACGACCUUCUAUACCGGGACUUAUCACAGGCCAUGUACGGCUGUAAACAUCCACUCCUGCGAAAACUCUUCCCUGAGGGAAAUCCCUCCCAGAAGUCUUUGAAACGACCCCCAACUGCAGGGUCACAGUUUAAGAUUUCUGUGCAAGAACUCAUGAACAACCUCCAGAGCAAGUGUCCAAACUACAUUCGAUGUAUAAAGCCGAACGAUGAGAAGGCAAGCAAGAAGUUUGACGUGGACAUAGUGAGACAUCAAGUUAGAUACUUGGGCUUAAUGGAAAACAUCCGAGUCAAGAGAGCGGGAUACGCGUUCAGGCAGGUAUACGCCACAUUCCUCUAUCGCUACAAGAUGCUUGCAGAGGCCACGUGGCCGUUCUGGACUGGUGAUGCCAUCGAUGGCGUAAGAGAGAUUCUAAACUAUCAGGACAUACCCGGGGACGAGGUUGCUUUCGGGAAGUCUAAGCUCUUUAUCAGGAACCCCAAAACGCUGUUUGACAUGGAAGAGCGGCGAAGGGAGAGAAUGCACUACCUGGCUACGCUCAUUCAGAAGGUAUGGAAGGGACAUGUAAAGAGGGAGCACUUCCUGUUGAUGAAGCGAAGCCAAGUGAUCAUCAGCAGCAGAUUCCGGGGCUACUGGGGACAGAAGCAGUACAAGCGUAAAAAGGCGGCAACUCUGUACCUACAGUGCUGCACAAGACGAUGGAAGGCUCGUAAGGUCCUGGCUGAUUUGAAGUUCCAAAGACUCUUGUUGCUGUCGACAAUUGUCCUUCAGAAGUAUUGCAGAGGUUGGCAGGCAAGGAAGAUUCUUGCGGAGCUGAAGUUGGAAAAGCGACGCCAGUGGGCGGCAGGAGUCAUAUAUAAGUACUACCAAGGAUAUCGAGUCAGACGGGACUAUAAACCAAAGUUCCGACGCAUUGCGGGGCCUAAGGUUGCACGCUUCAUGGUGGUAGCCUUGAGGCGCAAGUUCCUUCUAAAUUUACGGGACCAUCUACCUAGCCUGUCUCCAGUGGACACAAAGUGGCCUGCAGCCUCUAAGCGGUUCCAGACGGCUUCUGACACUCUACGGAACCUGCACCAUCACUGGCGGUGCCGCAAGUACCGCAAGAAGCUAAGUGAAGCACAGAAGUAUCGACUGAGGGAGAAGGUGGCAGCCAGUGACAUGUUCAAGGACAGGAAGGCGUGCUAUCCUGAAAGUGUGGCGCCACCAUUCAAGGGAGACUACUUGGACAUUCAGGGAGAUCUGAAAUGGAAGAAGAUUCAGCCCAUUAUCAAGGACAUGAACCUCGUUUUCGCUGACAUCGUUCACAAAGUAAACAGGGCCGAUGGAAAGAUUGUGCCCCAGCUGCUGGUAGUAACAACGCAGACGUUCAUUGUGGUUGACCAUAACCAGAUGAUGGUCAAGUACAAGAUUCCCAUCGAGUGCGUAACCAGUGUGUCAUUGAGCCCGUUCCAAGACAAACUGGCAGUGUUUCAUAUGAAAAAGCCCGAGAAUGGUGACACUUAUCUGAAGAAGGGCGACUUUGUGCUUGGUAACGAACACGUCAUAGAACUGGUCACGAAGACGUGUCUUUGUAUCAAAAAUAAGACUGGGCACUUACCAGCAGUCAACAUCAACUCACAGUGCAGUGGUCAGUUUGGAAAGUCUGCAGUGCAUGUGUCCUUCCAACAGGGGAUCAAAGGUCAGGAGAACGGGGGUCAAGGUCAGGGUCUCAAGGUCACGAGAAAGAAAAACUCUAUGCUGAUAAUGGAGGCGUGAAGAACUGGCUUUCUUGUGUGUGGAUGCGUGACAGACAUUGUGUUCAGAUAAAGGUUUACGGUGUGCGACGGCAGUUGAUAGUGGGUCAUCUUUUAGCCUUGGACGCCGUGUUUUUUUUUAUCGUUUGAGGACUAUAGUAAUUUAAAUAUGUCGUUUUUGUCUACAAGAUUGUUAAUCUUUGUAAAAAUUAUUACAUUAUCGUUAAUAUUAAGAUCCUGUUUUACCAAAGAUCUUGCAUUGAAUACCGGUAAGUUUAAAGCUUUAGUAUGUAGUAUGUGUUUAGUAUUUUAUUUUUUGCUCAACUAUUAUAUAUGAAAUAUAAAUAGUGGAGCUAUCCUACUCACUCCGGCAUCGGCGUUGGCGUCGGCGUUAGCGUUAGCGUGAGCGUUCAAAUAAUAAAGUUUACGUACUACCCCAAUUAUUUCCUAUGUCCUUUGACAUUUUGCUUUUAUAUUUUGCAUUCUACUUUACCAAUAUGACCUCAAUCUAUAUACAAGAGCAGACAACUGUAUCAAGCAUUUUGACAGAAUUAUGGCCCCUUUUAUACCUAGAUAAUUCAUCAUUUUGCUUAAAUUGCCAUAAAUUCUUUAUUUAUGAUCACAUUUGAUUCAUACAUUGACAAAACAUACUUACCUGACAUACCACAAUGCACUCCACCCAAACCAUGCUCCACCCAAGAAUCCCCCCCCCCAAAAAAAAAAUUUGUUAUCCUUGUUUUUGAAAGAUUAUCUAUUAAAUUACUACACAACCACAUUAUACCCCCCUCCCAAUGAUGGCUUACGUUAUACUGUCAAGCACUCUAAUAGUCGAGCGCAUCGUCCUCUGACAGCUCGUAUUAUGAUUAGGUUGCAAUAUCAAUAAAAUAAAUACGAUUUCAAAAAAUACAAAAUCAAGUGAACAUUGUGAAUUGUACCUAAUCAAUAAAUGAAACCACAAAACAUACGUCAUCAAAGAUGUUCGAACUUAGAAAAGUGUAUUUAUGAUUCUUCAUAAUUUAUUUAUUUUUGGUUAAUGUUCUGAAUGUUGCUCAUUUAAACUUGUCUCAUGGGCUAUAUAAAUAAGAAGACCUCUGUUUUUAAAGUUGACAUUUUGUCACUUAAAUAGAAAUGUUUUUCAUUCCAAAUUUAGAUAUGGCCGUCUUAUAUUCAAAAUAAGUAGUAUAAUUCUAGAGAAAAAGUUUAUUGCAGUGUGCGUUCGGUAAUGCUCAAACUUAUGAAAUGCCAGUAAAAACAACCUUUAUUAUGUUUUGACAACAAUAAUAAUUUCUAGUUGAUUUAAUACUUUCAAUGAAACCAUAAUUUUGACGGUUUCGGCUAAAUUAAGUUAAUGUGUUGUUUUCAAAACAAACACAUUUUAUGUGAACCAUAAAAGCAACAUUUUGUUGUUGGCGGUUGUUCAAACAAAGUGACUUACUGAACCAUUUGCCUUAAACAAGUGCUUUAUAUAUGUGUGUUUUCUAUAAAGUUUGUUUGUGAAUUGUUCUACCAGUGUGUUUUUUACAUUUAAAAAGUUACAUUGGGAAAAAUGUUUUAUGUAGUACAGUUUUUUUUACAAACAAUAUUUGCUGACAAACAUUAAUGCAUUUAUUGUUUAACUAUGUAUUUUUAUAAGAAUGUGACAUAUUUGUUGUAAUUAUCGUAUUUUUUAUAUAAACAACUUUUGUGUGUUUUUCAAGUUAUGUGCUUUUUAAGCGGGCUCACAUAUAUCAGUCUUUAAAACAAGGAUUAGUGAAAACCGGUUUUUUGUUGAAUACCUGUUGUUGUUUUUUCAAUUAUCAAAUCAAUUGUUCAGUCAUUUGAAUGUUACGUUAUAUGUUUUAGUGUAUUUAUGGUUAUUUAUAUGUCUGUAUUUAAGUUCUUUUGAUUUACAAAAAGAAGUAAUCCAUAGCAAAAAAGUUUCCUGUGCGGACUGAACUUUAAAAUGAUAAUCACCUAUGUUAAAAGUCAUGGACAUAAACAGUGGACUUAUGAGUCUGCAGUUUAUUUUUUAUUUUUUAUUCCUUAUUGAUUAAUUGUGCUAACUAAAUAUGGUUGUUGUCCAUUUAGUUUCUUGAUCAACAUACGUUUGAUUAAUAUUUAAUGUUGUCUUCAAGGCAAAACUCUCUUAUCAGCAUGCGUGCAAAACGUCCGAUAAGACAUUCUGUUUUAAAGCCAAUAUUAUUCGUAAUCUCUAUAGUGGUCAGUCAUGAAAUGAAUUAAUAUACAUUAAUAUUAUAUUUGAGUGCUAUUCAUUUCUUGACGUUGCUUUUUACAAUAAUGUUGACAUAAAUGUUGUGUUUUGUUACUUAAUAUUGUGAUAGAGUCAGGGUCCAGUGACCAUAUAUCGAUGUUCAUGUUAUUUAUUCCAGACACACUAUUGUAUUGCUUUCAUGUAUUUUUAGUCAGCAUUUUUGUCUGUAUUGUAAAUUUGUGAUAUAAUCGUUAAUCGGUUCACAUACUUAAAUGUGAUGUUUAUUGUACAAGCUAGUUUAUUGUUGCGUGUUAUUUUUUGACAUAAUUAUAUUGGUAUUUUAUACCAAGUUUAAGACAAAACCAUAUAAUAAUAUUUAUGAACGUGCUAAAUUUAGGACCAACAUGUUAUAUUUCUUUACUUGUUGCAUGCUUGCUUUUUGAAACAUGACGUUAUCUGACUUGUAUUCGAGAAUUGAUUGAUAUAAAAAUAUUGAAUACUUACAUUAUUGUCUUAAAAUUUGAUGGACCAACGACUUAUUGUUGUUUAUAGUUUUUUCUGGACGUGCAUCAAUUGUCCAUCCUAUCGUGACGUUAUCAACUUAUGUAAAUACAUGCAUCACAAUUUGUAUGGAAACAUAUUUCCAUCGAACAUGAAUAUAUUUCACCAUGAACGACUUUUUCUCAACAAAUUUAUAUGCUCCACAAAUGAAUUUACCACCCUGUGACUUUAUGGACAAUUAAUUAAACGAAUUUACAUUCUUCAAAAAAAGAUCGUCAAGUAUGGAAAAAAACAGAUAUAGUCACACAUGUCACAUAUAUAGUAAUGUUGUUGUAUUAAAUUAUCGUUUAUCUUUGCGCAUAUUUUUACUUCUUUUUGUUGUGUUUGGUUUUGUAUUUGUACAUUUUGGAACAAUAAACAAGACUACUAUUA